CAAGCCGCCUACUCCCCCGGCGUGCUCUAGCUGCACUCGCGGCUUACAGCCGCGCCACCUUCCAAUCUACCACCGUUUUGUAAUUCUAGUUACAAGCUUGUAUCGGUCCACGAAGCACGCAUUACUACCUUUUGUAUCUGUCUCCAUCCUGAUAAGAACUCAGUCACUUCGUGUCUGUAUCAGUCCUUUUCAGGACUCUGCAGUCUGUGUAAUACUACUUGUGCAGUGCAAAUAUAAUCUGUUCACUAACUAUACACGGACUAAGCAAGCGGUAUCCCGAUCCACGCACCUCCCAAUAAUAAUAGAAGCAGAAAACAGUAAUAAUACUUUUACAAAUAAUGAUACAUUUAAUGAAAUUAAUAUUUUGUCUCAAAAUCUUCAUGAAAUAAGUGAGUCAAGUGUGGAAUCACUCUCUGAUAGAGAAAGCAAUGGUCAUGUUGAAGCACAAGAGUAUAUUUCCGAUAUAAGUAAUAUCUCUGAUUGUACUAAUAAGACGACUUUACAGAAAGAUUUACAAAAAUUAAUUAUUGAACGAAAUAUUGCACAUAAUGUUGUUAAUGAGUUACUGGUUAUUUUAAGGAAACAUGGCCAUGUAGAUUUGCCAAAAGAUGUAAGGGUGUUACUUCAAACGCCACGAAAUGCAUCUAUUAAUAUUAAAUCCCUGGGCGGUGGCCGUUAUAUACAUUUUGAUAUUUUCUCGGCUUUGCAGCGAUCCAUAAAAAUAUAUUCUGAAUUUAUUAUAGGGAAUGAAAUAAAAUUAAAUAUUAAUGUUGAUGGUGUACCACUUUGUAAAAGUUCGGGAAGUCAAUUUUGGCCCAUAAUGGCAUCUAUUGAAGAUGUAGAUACAUAUACACAACCUUUUAUAAUCGGUAUUUUUCAUGGCCUGUGUAAACCUAAUGACGCUAACGACUUUUUACGCGAAUUUGUUAAUGACUUUAUUCUUCUUUCUCAGACAGGCAUCAUUGUUUCUAAUAAAAAAUAUACAGUAACUCUUAAUGCAAUAUUAUGUGAUGCUCCGGCAAAAUCAUUUAUUACCUACACAAAGGGUCAUACAGGAUAUUUCUCUUGUUCCAAAUGUAUUCAAGAAGGUGAUUUUGUAAGUAACAGAGUAGUUUUUCUAGAAACUCACAGUAUGUUACGUACAAACGACACAUUCAAAAAUCGUAUACAUAUUGAACAUCAUACAGGUGAUUCCAUAUUAGAAAAACUUGCCAUUGGAAUGGUAUCUCAAAUACCAUUAGACUAUAUGCAUCUUGUUUGCUUAGGUGUCGUAAAACGAUUGCUGCAACUAUGGGUUAGAGGAAAUAGAAAUAUUAGAUUAUCCUCAGAGGCUGUAAAUUUAAUUUCGUGUUAUUUAAUUGAAUUGAAAUCCUUUAUUCCAGCAGAAUUUGCGAGAAAACCUAGAGGUUUAAAAGACAUUGAUAGAUGGAAGGCUACUGAAUUUCGCCAAUUCUUGCUUUAUACUGGAAUUGUAGUUAUGAAAUCAGUAUUGCCUAUAAAUUGCUACAAUCACUUUCUUUGCCUUAGUGUUGCGAUUCGGAUAUUGAGUAAUCAACAACUAUGUGUGUCAUUCAACGCUUAUGCAAAUUCGUUGUUACUUUACUUUGUUUCCAACUAUGGAAAUAUAUAUGACGACAAGUAUAUGUCACAUAAUGUUUACAAUCUUCUACAUCUUUCCAAUGAUGCCCUAAGUUUCGGUUCUUUAGAUAACUUUAGCUGCUUUAAGUUUGAAAAUUAUAUGCAAAAAUAAAAAAUAAAUAAAACGGUUGGGAGCACCCUUAGAAGAAUUUUCUAAUCGUACUUUUGAAGAAUUACAACUUCCCAUUGAAGCAUGUAAAGUACAACAAUAUCCGAUUGUUUGCUAUAAAAAAAACAACAUCAUUUCUCAUGUCCAAUUUCAAAAUUUUAAAAUUUCAACCAAGGAAGCCGAUAAUUGUGCCCAACUUGAUGACAAAUCUGUUAUAUUUGUCUGGGAUAUAUUUGAACAAGAUAGUAUUUGCUAUAUUCGUGCAAAAUAUUUUUCAAAUUUAAAGUCUUUUUUUUAUAUACCGUGCUCUUCAGACAAAUUGGGAAUAUUUGUUAUAUCAAAUAGUACUACUUCAGACAUAAUUACAAUUUCAGUAGCGCAAAUUAAAAGGAAGUGUUUCAAAAUUAAAUGUUUUGACGAAAUUGGUUCUUAUGUUAUAAUACCAUUACAAGCUACUAAUAAUUAGAUGUUAUAACUUGGUUGAAUGCUUUUUAUUUUAAUUUUUAUGUAAUAUUUUUUAUUUUUAUAUGAUAAAACUUAUGUAAAUAUAUUUCUUUUGCCAUCACAAAUAUUGAAAAUAAGAAAUGCUUAUCUGACGUAUUUAUAAUUCAUGGAUAAUAAUAUUUAAAAGUUCUUAAUACAUUGGACACGUCAUAUUCCGUAUCACACGAUGAAUUGCGAAAAAAGAAAGUAUGCGGUGGUAAAAUUCUUAUAUGAUUCUACGUAUUCCGAAAUUCCAACAACAUGGCUCUUUAAAGAUAGAAAUGUACAAUUUUGUUGGUGGCCACCUCGAACGGCAAACAGUGCAACAUUCCUAACCAACUGUCAAAGUCCUGAUUCUUACACAUGGAAUAAAUAUGAAGUAGAAAUCAUAAAAUAUUGUUCAUCUCUUGAGUCAGCUCGAAAGAGUGCAACAGACUCUACUUAUGAAACGACUGAUGAAGAACGACUGGGUCGAGGGAAGAGGCAACAUGUUUCAUACAGUCGGUUCAGAAAUGAUGAAGA
Molecule: messenger RNA, 2752 nt
Organism: Vollenhovia emeryi
Lineage: Eukaryota; Metazoa; Arthropoda; Insecta; Hymenoptera; Formicidae
Exons: 3
Coding region: 821-1750 (309 amino acids)
Source: RefSeq, a predicted model, not a curated record